Melampsora larici-populina 98AG31 is the source of this 156-nucleotide messenger RNA. RefSeq lists its product as uncharacterized. The transcript is spliced from 2 exons. NCBI's taxonomy places the organism in Eukaryota, Fungi, Basidiomycota, Pucciniomycetes, Pucciniales, Melampsoraceae. The coding region runs from base 1 to 156 and encodes 51 amino acids. The record is from RefSeq and is a predicted model, not a curated record.
AUGUUUCAUUUGUUUCAUUUUCUCAGAUACGAAUUGUUAAAUGUAUUAAUCUGUCUAUGUUAUCUAGUCCAUUUUGCUCUUGCCUUUGAAAGUCAUAAUCGACCAUUUAUUUUGCCUUUCAGAGUCAAGUCAAGUCAACUCACAAGUCACGACUGA